This is a messenger RNA of Brassica oleracea var. oleracea, 1252 nucleotides long. RefSeq names its product adenylyl-sulfate kinase 2, chloroplastic-like. The coding region runs from base 205 to 1086 and encodes 293 amino acids. Gene Ontology annotation, biological process: sulfate assimilation. Gene Ontology annotation, molecular function: ATP binding; adenylylsulfate kinase activity. Lineage: Eukaryota; Viridiplantae; Streptophyta; Magnoliopsida; Brassicales; Brassicaceae. The record is from RefSeq and is a predicted model, not a curated record. The transcript has 6 exons.
AUGUGUUUUUUGUGGAGGACUAUAUAGUUGGUGACAUUUAGACUCCUUCUCACCAGUUUUCUUCCUUCCUUCCUCUUCAAGUCUCUCUUUCACUAUAUAUUUUCAAAUAAUCGAGUAGCUUUCUUAUACAUACACUAAUCUAUAUAGUAAGCAGAUUUAUUUGUACAUGAUCUUCAAUUUCUGUGAUUUUUCGUAACAAAUUAAAUGGAAGGAUUAGCUAUCAGAGCAUCGAGACCGUCCAUUUUCUGCUCUCUACCAGGUGUCGGCGGCGAUCCUCAGCGACGCCCUCCAAGUGACGGCUUCCUCAAUUUUCCGGCGUCAUCCAAUGCGGCGGAUAACACAAAACUAGUCGUGAAUUCUGGUUCUUUUCAUCCAAUCUCCGCCGUCAAUGUGUCUACUCAAGCUUCUCUCACCGCAGAUUUUCUCGCCCUUUCAGAAACGAAUGUGAAAGAGGAGAGAAUCAACGGAGAAAAGAAGGCAGACAACAUCGUAUGGCACGAGAGUUCCAUCUGCCGAUGCGACAGACAACAACUUCUUCAACAAAAGGGUUGUGUCAUUUGGAUCACUGGUCUCAGCGGUUCCGGGAAAAGCACUGUUGCUUGUGCUCUAAGCAAAGCUCUGUUUGAAAGAGGCAAACUCACUUACACGCUUGACGGAGACAAUGUACGCCACGGCCUUAACCGGGAUCUCACUUUCAAAGCUGAGGAUCGUACCGAAAACAUACGAAGGAUAGGUGAAGUGGCAAAGCUGUUUGCUGACGUUGGCGUCAUUUGUAUAGCGAGUUUGAUUUCCCCUUACCGAAGAGACAGAGAUGAGUGCCGGUCGUUGUUACCCGAAGGAGAUUUCGUGGAGGUUUUCAUGGACGUUCCUCUUUCUGUGUGCGAGUCAAGAGAUCCAAAGGGGUUGUAUAAACUCGCUCGUGCCGGUAAAAUCAAAGGCUUUACUGGAAUCGACGACCCUUACGAGGCGCCACUGAAUUGCGAGGUCGUGCUCAAACACACGGGCGACGACUUUUCUUCUUCGCCACGUCAGAUGGCUGAAAACAUCAUCUGUUACUUGCAAAACAAAGGUUACCUUGAGGGUUAAGUCAAGUCCGAAGAUAGCAAAGGCAACAAAUAAAACCCAAAUUUGUCGAAUCUAAUUAAAGUUUUAUAAAAUGUUACAUGAUUGCUUGCUCUAUCUGGUUUACUCAAAAGCCUGAGACCUGACUUCCUCUCGCUUCAAUUCAUCGUACUAUCAUUUGUUUCUCCAA